GUGGGCUUUUUGAAAAGGCAGAGACCCGGAACACUAAACCCUAAGUUAAAAACCGGUACGACGAUGCUCCGGCGGCGGCCGCCAAGUUUCAAGCAUCGCCGGGGACCGCAGAAGCCCUCUCCCACGCGUACGCUUAUCCCUCUCCUCAAGAAGCUCAAGUCCACCGCUGACCCCGCCGCCGCCCUCCGCCAACUUCAGCACGCUGACCCCGACCUGCUCACCUACCCCGUCUGCUCCUCCCUCCUCUACCGCCUCGCGAAGGCGCGCCUCGUCCCGGAGAUUGACUCCCUCCUCGCCCUCCUCCGCGCUCACCGCGUGCCCUGCAAGGAAGCCGCCUUCAACUCCCUCAUCCGCCGCUUCGGUAGCGACGGCCUCCCUGACCGCGCUGUCGAUCUCUUUCACGGCCUCCGCUCCUUCGAGUUUUCCACCUCCGCCCCCUCCGUCCAAUCCCUCAACUCCGCCCUCGCCGCCCUCGUCGAGAAUUGCCGGUUCGAGCAGGCGAGAGCUCUUCUCGCGCAGUCUGCCGCCACGUUCGGCCUCCGCGCCAACGCCGUCUCCUACAACAUCCUCAUACAAGGCUGCUGCGCGGCCGAGGGAUCCUCCAGCGCGCGGCUCCUGUUCGACGAAAUGCUCCAGAAGGGGAUCCGCCCCACCGUGGUCACCUACAACGUCCUCAUCGGGCAUUCCGCCAAAAACGGCGACUUGGGAACCGGCGCGAGGUUGAAGGAGGAGAUGGUGCGGAGAGGAGUCCAGCCCAACGCUAUCACCUUCGCGUUGCUGAUGGACGCCCUGUGCCGGGAGGGCAACUACGCCGCGGCGAAGAAGAUGAUGUUCGACAUGGAGUACCAGGGGUGCAAAGCGGGGCUCGUCAACUACGGCGUGCUGAUGAGCGACCGAGGGCGUAGGGGCGACCUCGACGGCGCGAGGGCGCUGCUGGCCGAGAUGAAGCGGAGGAAGCUGAAGCCGGACGUGCCCAUCUACGGCGCGCUGAUCAACUACCUGUGCGGCGCGGGGCGGACAGCGGAGGCGUACGCGGUGCUGGUGGAGAUGCAGGUGGAGGGAGGUUGCGAGCCCAACGCCGCGGCGUACCGCAUGAUGGCGGACGGCGCGUGCCGAGCGGGGGACUUCGAGAUGGCGUCGCGGGUGUUGACGGCGAUGCUGGCCAGCGGGCAUUACCCGCGCGAGGAGACCUUGAGGUGCUUGAUGAAUGGCCUGUGCGGUAUCGGAAAGGUGGAGGCGGCGUGCACGGUGCUGGAGGAGAUGGCGAGGAGGGAAAUGGAACUGGACGGGAAUGGCUGGAAGGCCUUAGUGGAAGCUACUUUUGUACCGGCCGAACCAAAAAAAAACAACUCAACCCGAUCCAAUUACGACCCAAACCGUGACCCUCUGAACCGGGUUUAGACCCUUAUCACCAGGUUUAUUAAGACGAAUCAAGGAUGAGAAAUGAGUUCAAUACAGAUUGGACACUCAAAUCUUCAACACACGUCUGAAAAGAGUCUCAUCAUCUAAAUCAGUGAAAUAAGAAACUGGGGAAGAGUUGCAAACAGUGUUGGCAUACCUCUUCCAUGUCCUAAAAAGUUGAUAGCGAAUGGACCGGCAGCCCGAGUUUGGGUAAGCUGAAACUUGUUUGUUUGACGGGCAAUGUUUUCAUCCCUGCUUCAUCCAUAGUGGUUUCAAGGCCACAGACAUGGCAAAGCUCUUCCAGCUCUGACUCCUAAUUAGGUGAAGAAACCACGAGUUACCUUGAUUCUAAGAACAUCAGACAAAUGCUUCAAUGGGUAAGGCUGCAGCUUGUAUCCGCUGUGGUUGACAUACGAUAUUGCUCGUGCGCGGAUCUAUUAAAGGAGAAACAAAAAACCUCAGUUUAUGCCAUGUAAACCAACAAGCUUUUUUCUUCAUUGCUAAUCUUAUCCACCCCUCGUCAGGAGUAUUACCAGCGCACAGUGAUUCAAGUAUUUGCUGGAAUAUCGUAAACAUAAUGCCGAGAUUAUACGCUUCAGUUUUUGUUGCAUUUCUCAGGAGCAUUUGUUAAUAAUCUUUAUUUUUAACAAUGCUUAGGUGAUCUUUAUGAAUUUGUAACAUGCAAUAAAUAAUAAAUGUCACUCAAGACAGCUGAAUUAUGUAUUUGAGGAUACCUCACUGAGAAAAGGCUCCACAAGACACAAUUGGAGAUCUGAUGCUUCAGCUUCUAGUCUAGUAAAGAAACGUUUGAAAUUGCCCAAUUGAGAGUACCUAACAGACAGGGGACAGUGGUAGAAGUUUCACCACCAA
Messenger RNA from Zingiber officinale, 2271 nucleotides. RefSeq names its product pentatricopeptide repeat-containing protein At1g07740, mitochondrial-like. The record is from RefSeq and is a predicted model, not a curated record. The transcript has 2 exons. Lineage: Eukaryota; Viridiplantae; Streptophyta; Magnoliopsida; Zingiberales; Zingiberaceae. Gene Ontology annotation, molecular function: protein binding. The coding region runs from base 64 to 1401 and encodes 445 amino acids.